AUGGAUUCCUCGUGCAACGAAUGCAUCAAGGGCUCCAUCCAUAAAGGCCAACCUGUGGGCCAAGAAGAAGUCAUCCAUGGCCUCAACACGUAUGUGACUGGCAAUCGUACCAGCGCCCGAGGCAUCAUUGUCAUGUACACGGAUGUAUUUGGCCUGGCGCUGCCCAACAACAAGCUCAUUGCCGACGCCCUGGCCAAGAGCGGCGAGUGGCUAGUGUACAUGCCCGAUUUCUUCAAGGGCGACCCCGUCCCGCUCAAGAUGGCGGACCUCUUGAUCCCCGUCGACGCGGCCAACCAGUCUACGCUCUGCAAAUAUACCGGUCUGCUGGCCAGCGCCCCAUCCUUUGUCCUGUGGAUGACACGGCACAAGGCGGGACCGACCGACAAGACGUGUAUGGACUUUUUGCGGUCGCUGCGGCGCGCCACGCCCAGAACCCAGAAAAUCGGAAUGGUUGGCUUCUGCUGGGGAGGCAGGUACGCGAUUCGCGCCGGCCUUACGAGUAAUAUGCUGGAGAUGGACGGCGCCGAAAAGGUCCCCUUGGUGGAUGCGGUCGUGGCUUUACACCCGAGCAACAUGAUCCUGCCGGACGAUGUGGCGGCGCUCUCGGUCCCAGUCAGCUACGGCUGGGGGCAGGAGGACACGCAAGUCAGUAUUGAGAUGAAAGGCAAGAUUGAAAAAAUUCACGCAUCAGCAGCGGUGCCCGAGAUGGAACACAAGGUUUACAAGCCUGGACGGCAUGGAUUUGCGGUCCGCGGAAACCCAGAUGAUCCGCAGGAGAGGGCGUGCUUGGAAGAUUCCAUUACUCAGAUCUUGACGUGGUUCGGAAAGUGGUUAUAA
Messenger RNA from Pestalotiopsis fici W106-1, 837 nucleotides. RefSeq lists its product as uncharacterized. The transcript is spliced from 2 exons. Gene Ontology annotation, molecular function: hydrolase activity. The record is from RefSeq and is a predicted model, not a curated record. NCBI's taxonomy places the organism in Eukaryota, Fungi, Ascomycota, Sordariomycetes, Amphisphaeriales, Sporocadaceae. Bases 1 to 837 code for a protein of 278 amino acids.